GUUAUAUUUAAUGUCGGAACGGACGACAUAAAUAUUGAGGAGACAGCAAAGUUUGUAAAUGAUGGAAAGUACCAUAUAGUGAAGUUUACGCGGAGUGGCGGUAACGCCACACUACAGGUGGAUGACCUACCUGUCAUAGAGCGCUAUCCCACAGGUCGGCAGCUCACUAUCUUCAACAGCCAGACCACCAUACAGAUAGGUGGCUGGGACCGGGACAGGAGUCGCCCGUUUCAGGGCCAGCUCUCAGGUCUCUACUAUAACGGGCUGAAGGUGUUCAACAUGGCCACAGAAGGAGAUCGUAACAUCCGCAUUCAAGGCAGCGUGAGGCUGGUGGGGGAGUCGCCCUCGUCCAUCACGCCACAGUCCAGUGCCAACACAGCCAACCGGUCGGAGACGUCCACAUCCAUUAUGGAGAUCACCACGACGACGGCGUCCAGUAGGAGAGUGAAGCAGACGACGCCACGGGAACCUCAACAGACGACGGACGAUCUGCUGGUGGCAUCUGCGGAGUGUCCGAGCGAUGACGAGGACAUUGAUCCCUGUGAGCCGAGCUCAGCUAACCCAACAGGUCCUGCGGUGAAGGGCUACCCUGGUCCAUCGGAGGGGGUGUUCCGUGAGUCAAGCAGUACCACGGGGAUGGUGGUUGGAAUCAUAGCGGCAGCCGCCCUCUGUAUACUCAUCCUGCUCUACGCCAUGUACAAAUACCGCAACCGGGAUGAGGGUUCUUACCAUGUAGACGAGAGCCGUAACUACAUCAGUAACACAUCGCAGUCCAACGGGACGGUGGUGAAGGAGAAACCGCCGAACGCCGCCAAGACUUCCUCUAAGAGCAAGAAGAAUAAAGACAAGGAGUAUUACGUGUGAUCCUUACUGUCUCUGGUCGUCACCACUGGCCCCUCGCAAAGAUUGGACCAAUUAUUAAAACUUUUUAUGACUCAAAAAGACGAAUCCGGAGAUCGGAAGACCAAUAAAAAGUGUAUAAUAACGAACAAACAAAAUUAAACAAAAACAACAAAAGAACAUUUAGUCUUUCAUUUUAUCUAAGACAUGGUGGGUGGUGGUAUACUGGAAAGUGAAAAGGAGUAAAAAACGAAACAUCUUCCUUUAGAUUCUUCUACCCAAGCACACUGGACUAUAAGAAAUAGCACCAGGGAGAUGGCGGUACUGUACUGGACUAUACUAAUGAUAAGAAAGAGUGUCUCAACCUUAUGGCAAGCUGCAGAAUAAUCAGAUAAUCAACCCAAGUACCUAUACAUCAUGGAUCAACAAACAAACUAACCAAUUAACGCCAUCUGUGACUUGUUCUGUUUAUUACCAGGAUAUUGGUUAGCCAAUAUCUCACUCUCGAAGUUUGAGUUAAAUGUGACAGGAGAGAUAUACAAUUGAGAAAUAUACAAUAUUACAACAACAAACUCCAAUGUUUUCAUGUUAUCAUUUACAUAUCCUGUCUUUGUGUUUGCUGGGAUCUUUACGAGAAAAUACAUAAAACACAAAACGCAUAAAUAAGGUACAUAAAGAAAACCCAACUCCAAACAUUUCCAACAACGGAUGACGAGUGAAAGAAAAGAGAUCAUGGGAAGGCAAGGCAACAGUAAAGAAGGAAGUGAAAGGAUAAAGAUGGUACGUUUGUUUGAGGAAUCAGCCAAAGUAUUUGCACUUUUUAUAGUGGCAGUAAUGGCCCAAAACAGACUAAUAUAAAAAAUGGCCGCCCGAUCUGUUAACAGUGCAAAGACAAAAGGGCCUACGAUUAAUCUUGAUCUUGAAAGACUUAUGUCAAGUUUUAUUCAAGAUUCAUCUUUGCCAGUUAAGAAUUCUGGACGACUUGGUUUUCAACAUCAGUGUGGAAUCUAAGGCAAUGUGUUUAACAGAAUUCUGGAAGGAGAAGUCGGAACGUUCUGAACGCGAUCAUUCUGAUACUGGAACUCCAUGCACGUAAAACGUAUCUUAUUACAGUUACAGUACAUAUGUUUAUAUACAGUACAACCACAUCUAUAUGUGCUUUCUGGACUGUGACAAAGUGGUGUUUUAUAGCCUGUUGUAUAGAUGACCACGCAAACUAUAUCUGCUCCUCCUCCAACCAUUUUUGGAAUAAAAAAAUAAAUAAGAAAAUUACAAAAAUACAAAAUUAAAUGUUAUUAAGUGUUGCUAGAUAUAGAAGAUUUUACGAUGACAUCGAUCCGCAAUGCCAUUUUUGGGGGGGAUUAUUUAAUUAUUCAUUCCGCCUUUAUACAUGUGUUCCUGUUGAGUUUUUAUACAAAUGCCAACCUGAUCUAAUAGAUAUAUUAACCCGGCCCAGUAGUAACCUGACUUGGUCCUCAAACUCUACAAAGCAAUGAUAAUAGUGUACAGCAGAGGCAUGGCAUGAUGAUGACAUGCAGGAUGAGGUAACGUCUCCAGGGUUUCACUGCCUUUCUCCCCAUUCCCGCCCCCUCCCAAUUGCUGGGGCAAUAACAGUAACAGACUGCCUUCCUCCCGAUACCUGCCCGCCAAACUAAACCUAGCUACUUGAGAAUGAAGACCUAUAUUCCGAAUGAUGAUGAUGAUGAUGUAUGUGUUUCCAAGUGGUCCUAUAAUAUGAUUGUCCAGUGUACGCUUGGGCUGAUGGAAACAAUCUGAAGAAGAAAUAAGACAAAGAAGUAACCAUUUCAACCGUUUGUGUGUUUGUACUGUCAUUCUAAUGUCAAUUCUAUUCUGCUUUCCUGACGACCUGAUGUACUUGGAAUGAGUAUGAGGAGAACUACUAUGACCUAUAAAUAAUGAUGAUUAUGAAUUCUUCCUUGUUUGUUUGUUUCUUUUGUUUAUUUCUACCUGUGGUAUUUUUUUCUACGGUAUUUUAUGUUCAAAUUGUGACUAUUUCUUUAUUAUUGAAAUCAAAGUAAAAUUUAUU
This is a messenger RNA of Salvelinus namaycush (lake trout), 2887 nucleotides long. RefSeq names its product neurexin-1-beta-like. The transcript has 4 exons. NCBI's taxonomy places the organism in Eukaryota, Metazoa, Chordata, Actinopteri, Salmoniformes, Salmonidae. Bases 280 to 864 code for a protein of 194 amino acids. The record is from RefSeq and is a predicted model, not a curated record.